UUAUUGAGGAAGCUUUUGUACCGUAUGCUUACUCUCUGGGAGACAGUCUGUUGUUCUCAGUUAAACCUGGACCAGGCAGGGUGUAAGGAAAUCUGACCUGUCGCUUGUAGACCUCUAUUGCCUCGGCCAUCAGAGGAAUGAGAAUGCAGAGCAUCCUACUGACAUGGAGGAGCGCUUUGCCUUCCUGACUGAGUGGUACGACCCCAGUGCUGCUCUCUUACGCCGUUACCAGCUCCUGUACUACCCUAAAGAUGGCUCUGUGGAGAUGUUUGAUGUGAAGAACCAGCGGGCCUUUUUGAGGAGGACCAAAUAUGAUGACCUCCAUCCAGAGGACCUGUUUGUGGGGAACCGUGUUAUUGUAUUCUCUCGACAACUCAACCUUAUUGACUACGGAGACCAGUACACCGCCAACAAAUUGGGCAGCAAGAAAGAGAGGACCUUGGCUAUGAUUAAGCCAGAUGCAGUGAACAAAGUGGGCAGCAUUAUUCAGAUGGUUUAUGAUGCUGGCCUCAUCGUCACCAAGGCCAAAAUGACCAAGUUAACUGGGAAGCAGGCAGCAGACUUUUACAUGGAACAUCAGUCAAAGUCUUUUUUCAAUAGCCUUGUGCAGUUUGUGAGCUCCGGUCCUAUAAUAGUUAUGGAGCUGAUGGGAGAUGAGGCUGUGUCUGUAUGGAGGAAAGUUCUGGGUCCUACUGACUCUAGUGUAGCACGCAAAGAUGCUCCAUCCAGCCUUCGUGCCCAGUUUGGAACAGAUGGCACCAGAAACGCAGGCCAUGGAUCAGACUGCCUGGCAUCUGCAGCAAGGGAGUUGGAGUUCUUUUUUCCUUCAACUGCAGGCCACGGCCCUACCAAUACAGCUAAAUACCAAGAUUCCACCUGUUGCAUCAUCAAACCACAUGCAGUCUCAGAUACUCUGACCGGAAAGAUCCUCAGCUCAAUCACAGAAGCUGGAUUUGAGAUCUCAGCAUUACAGAUGUUCAACAUGGAUCCUGCAAAUGCAGAAGAGUUUCUAGAAGUUUAUAAAGGCGUAGUCACAGAGUACACAAGUAUGGUGUCUGAGCUGUGUUCUGGACCCUGCAUGGCCCUUGAGAUUAACUGUACAGAUGCACCCAAAAAGUUCAGAGAAUUCUGCGGCCCAGCUGACCCGGAAAUAGCUCGUCAUUUGCGGCCCACAACUUUACGAGCUCUUUACGGCAAGAACAAAGUGCAGAACGCCGUCCACUGUACCGACCUUCCAGAGGACGGGCUACUUGAAGUCCAAUAUUUCUUCAAGAUUCUAGAUGGCUGAUUGUUGAUUGUAUAGUUAAUUGCACAUGAUUGUUUGAUUAUGAUUGUUUGAAUAAAAAAGGGACGACAGUCUGGUUGGUUGUACAUUUAUUUGUUUAGGCCUUACCUGUAUUAAAUAAAAUGACAAGAGCAGAUGUAACUCCUGACAGAUGUUCUUAUGUUCAACAUUGACUUUUAAGCACUUUUAACAUUAACAAAACAUCAUAUUACAUGGGGUACUGCAUUGAAUCUGAUAAGUAACUCUGACCAGUGACUUUGGUAUCUGGAUUCAUACUAUACACUUUUCCUGCAGAAAAAAAAAUUGUACAACUGCAUAAAUAUAAAAUUCUUCCACCAUGUAAAUGGCUAAAACAUUCAUUAGAAAGUUACACCACAUUGUGAUGUCUCCAGCAAAAAAAAGGAAAAAAAAAUUAAAUUAAAGCACUGAGUUGCCACGGUGACCAUAGGGAGGAACAGUCCUCCAUUCUAGAGUGGAGCCCAUUCUCCAGACUAGAUACACACAGUUCUACACUUGAAAAAAAAAAGAAA
Tachysurus vachellii is the source of this 1815-nucleotide messenger RNA. It is a transcript of the gene nme7, whose product is annotated as NME/NM23 family member 7. The record is from RefSeq and is a predicted model, not a curated record. The transcript has 12 exons. Lineage: Eukaryota; Metazoa; Chordata; Actinopteri; Siluriformes; Bagridae. Gene Ontology annotation, biological process: GTP biosynthetic process; CTP biosynthetic process; UTP biosynthetic process. Gene Ontology annotation, cellular component: centrosome. Gene Ontology annotation, molecular function: nucleoside diphosphate kinase activity; ATP binding. Bases 164 to 1288 code for a protein of 374 amino acids.